AUGGAAUUCGGCCAGUUUCUCGAGAAGUGGCGCGAGUACCUGAACGGAGAUGCCCCUCGAACAGACUCGCACUUGAAUCAGGCCAACAAUGAGUACAGCGAGGAAGACCUGCGAUGUGCCACGCAAGACUUCGAUAAAUCCUGCCUGCUGGGCUCUGGAUCCUUCGGCCAGGUGUACAAAGGGACAAUGAAGGAUGGAACUGAGGUGGCGAUCAAGGUCCUCCAGGUGCCGGAAGAGGGUGGUUUCGAGGACGAGGUUCGCGUCCUCUCACGCUUCCGACAUCCCAACCUGGUGAUCCUCAUGGGCUUUGCCAGGCACGCUGCGACGGGCUGGCGCAGCCUCAUCUAUGAGUUCUGCGCAGGAGGCGACGUGGCGAGACGGCUGUCGCGGAGUCGACAUCACAAGGAGCUUUUUGGUGGCCGGGAACGUGUCAGUGCCGCCCUGGAUGCAGCUUGCGGGCUUUCGCACCUGCACAACAUGACCCCCAGGGCGUUCCACCGAGACAUCAAGUCGCAGAACAUCUUGUUGGAUAAGAACGGCACUGCCAAAAUGGCGGAUUUCGGUCUUGCUUGUUUGUCGAGUGCCUCGCAGCACAAGGUUCAUCGAGUGGGCGGAACUGUGGGGUAUGCGUGCCCAGAGUACAUCCGAACUGGCCUCAUCACCGAAGGUGCAGAGGUCUACAGCUUUGGUAUGGUACUCUUCGAGCUGCUGACGGGCGUGCCACCUGCCGUCUGCCGGCCGGGCGGCCGAUCGGGGGAAUUCGACUACCUUGUGGACUACCUGCAGGGCAGUCCAGAGAAGGUCCAGCAAAUGCUCGACCAGACUGCAAGUUUCGUUCCCCGAGCCGUAGAGGCCUAG
Symbiodinium natans is the source of this 858-nucleotide messenger RNA. The record is from the annotation of a GenBank genome assembly. NCBI's taxonomy places the organism in Eukaryota, Dinophyceae, Suessiales, Symbiodiniaceae.